Macaca mulatta (Rhesus monkey) is the source of this 6663-nucleotide messenger RNA. The record is from RefSeq and is a predicted model, not a curated record. Lineage: Eukaryota; Metazoa; Chordata; Mammalia; Primates; Cercopithecidae.
CCCCUCCAGGAUCCCCGACGCCGCCGAGGCGCCCAGCGACGCGCGGCGGGUGGCGGCAGCUCGGGCCCCCGCCGCACUCCAGGCGCCCGCAGCGCUCGUCCUGACGCGGCCGCCAUGGCGCAGGAGAACGCUGCCUUCUCGCCCGGGCCGGAGGAGCCGCCGCGGCGCCGCGGCCGCCAGCGCUACGUGGAGAAGGAUGGCAGGUGCAACGUGCAGCAGGGCAACGUGCGCGAGACAUACCGCUACCUGACCGACCUGUUCACCACGCUGGUGGACCUGCAGUGGCGCCUCAGCCUGUUGUUCUUCGUGCUGGCCUACGCGCUCACCUGGCUCUUCUUCGGCGCCAUCUGGUGGCUGAUCGCCUACGGCCGCGGCGACCUGGAGCACCUGGAGGACACCGCGUGGACGCCGUGCGUCAACAACCUCAACGGCUUUGUGGCCGCCUUCCUCUUCUCCAUCGAGACCGAGACCACCAUCGGCUACGGGCACCGCGUCAUCACCGACCAGUGCCCCGAGGGCAUCGUGCUGCUGCUGCUGCAGGCCAUCCUGGGCUCCAUGGUGAACGCCUUCAUGGUGGGCUGCAUGUUCGUCAAGAUCUCUCAGCCCAACAAGCGCGCCGCCACGCUCGUCUUCUCCUCGCACGCCGUGGUGUCGCUACGCGACGGGCGCCUCUGCCUCAUGUUCCGCGUGGGCGACUUGCGCUCCUCACACAUAGUGGAGGCCUCCAUCCGCGCCAAGCUCAUCCGCUCGCGCCAGACGCUGGAGGGCGAGUUUAUCCCGCUGCACCAGACCGACCUCAGCGUGGGCUUCGACACGGGAGACGACCGCCUCUUCCUCGUCUCGCCGCUGGUUAUCAGCCACGAGAUCGACGCUGCCAGCCCCUUCUGGGAGGCGUCGCGCCGUGCCCUCGAGAGGGACGACUUCGAGAUCGUUGUCAUCCUCGAGGGCAUGGUGGAAGCCACGGGAAUGACAUGCCAAGCUCGGAGCUCCUACCUGGUAGACGAGGUGCUGUGGGGCCACCGCUUCACGUCAGUGCUGACUCUGGAGGACGGCUUCUACGAGGUGGACUAUGCCAGCUUUCACGAGACUUUUGAGGUGCCCACACCUUCAUGCAGUGCUCGAGAGCUGGCAGAGGCUGCGGCCCGCCUUGAUGCCCAUCUCUACUGGUCCAUCCCCAGCCGGCUGGAUGAGAAGGUGGAGGAGGAGGGGGCGGGCGAGGGGGCGGGUGGGGAAGCUGGGGCCGACAAGGAGCAGAAUGGCUGCCUGCCACCCCCAGAAAGUGAGUCCAAGGUGUGACCAGCUUCCUCCGGACCCCUGUGGCAGACCGGGGGCCAGACACAGGUACAUGGGGAACUGCAUAUCGGAGGAGAAGGAGGAGGAGGAGGAGAAGGUAGGCAAAGCCCCUGGAAAUGUGCUAACGUUGGAAAGUCCCCAUCCCCCAGAAUCUCAAGUCUAGAAUCCAGUAUGGAAGGGAGGGGUCCUGAUUUCAGGGAAAUGGAGGGUGGGGCCAGGUGAACAUGCCAGUCUGUGUUUGACCUUCACAUUUGUUCAUGAGUGGAUGUAUGGACAGAAGGAUGGACUUUUGGGGGUUGGAUGGGAAGAUGGUGGCCGAUAAAGACAGCUGACAGAUACAUAAAUGGACCAAUAGACAAUUGGUUCACUCAGGGCUGCCACUAACCUGUAGAACACCUCUGUGCAAAUUCUAAAAAGGAACCCUUUUCCUCCAGACAGAUACAGCCCCAAACCAGGGUGCAUGGCUUGGGGAGCAGAGUGUAGGAUGGAUUGCAGUCCCCACUCACCUCUUCUGCCAGCCUCCCCACAUAUGGCACAACUGUCUAAUGACACGGUAGGCCAAGCUGAAGCAAAGGAGAAAGGAGCCGCACCAAGAUGGACACAUGAGGAGGGUGCCCUCCUAGCUCCACCCUCCCCAGGAUGAAGGGGUGCAAGGGGGCUCAGCAAGGUGUGAAUGACCUUAGUCUGCAAGUUCAGGGAAGCAGGCAGAGCAGGGAGGUGCCUGAGCUGGGGCCUGGAGAAGGGCCUGGGAAAGGAAAACCAGCGAUGGCUAUUUUCUUACAGUGGAGUGAGAUCUUACAGGUAUCAGGCACAGGCAGGAAGAGGGAGAGAGCUCCUGAGGAGGAAGGGACAGAGAGAGAUCUAGAAAGUGGGUUCACUAGAGCUGGGACACAGGGAGCCCCUAGGAAAGCAGUGUGUCCUUGGGGCACAGUCAUUCACAUCACUGAUUGGGUGCCAUGUGAGUGGACAUUCAAAAACCUGGUUCCUGUCCUCAAAAUAAGGGGCACCUGGGAAAACAGAGGAAUCGACCUGUGGCGACCGAACAAGGGAUGAUUCAAACUGACAACCUGUGCAGUCCCGCGGAGGGUGGGGGAGUGUGGGUGAUCAGAAGGCUGGGGCCGGUGUAAGCCAUAAGGAAUAUGUAAGUCAGGAGUUAGAAAUCUUCAGUGUGCAUUGGAAUCACCUGGAGGGCUUAUUAAAACACAGAUUUUUGGGCUCCACUCCAAGGGUUUCUGACCCAAGAGGUGGGUCAGAGAAAAAUGUGCAUUCCUAAGAAGUCCCCAGGUCAUGCCGUUGCUGCUGGACUGGGGACCACACUUUGAGAACCUGUGCUCUAAGCAAAGACUUGGAAGUCCUAUCAGGACAUGGGGUAUAGAAACUGAGGAGUAGCUGAGAGGAAGAUGAGAGAAGCUAAGAAGAAGCUGAGGAUCCUCACAGGAGCAGACAGAGAAAUGUGAAGGGCAGGGUUUUGUGUGUGGGAAAGGGACCCGAAGCCCAGGCUGAAGAGUUUAACUUUGGGCCCAGGAACUCAACCAUCAGUGGAAACAGGGCAGUGACAAGUGGAGGGGCUGUCUGGAAGCUGAGCAGGCCCGACAGAGAGAUGAAGCCAUCAGAAGGACUUGAGGGGGUUCCUGGGGAGGCCAGGGGGAGGUGGAACAGGAAGGGUUUUAGGGGCAAAGGACAGAACCCCUUGUAGGACUGGAGGCAGGAUUGAAUGUAGGAGAAAAUCUGAGAGAAGUGAUAGGAGUCAGAACAUCUGGAUGUGUCUGCAGCCUGCUGUCAGCCCAACUGGGCCAGGGGGUCCCAAAGACACAUAUUCUCACCCCACCUCCACCUGCUUCCUGAUCACAUCCCAGUCACCAGCGGCAGCUUCCUGGAUGGUGGGGAAGAACAAUGGCAAGUUGAGAGGGGCAGAGGGGUGCAAGGGACCUGAAGCUGGCCUGGAGAAAAGCGUAGGCCCAGGAGAGCCUGCCUUGGGACAGUGCCUGUCUCCCACACAGCAGCACUGGCCCAGCAAGAACCUUCUCCCUUGGCCCUGGCCACAUCCCACUCCUGCCCUUUCAUAAGUCCCCUGGGGAAAGCACCCGUCUUCUCUGUUCCAGGCUGGACAGCCAGGGUCCUAUGGGCGCAGUCAGGGUCCUAUGGGCACAGCCAGGGUCCUAUGGGCACAGUCAGGGUCCUAUGGGCACAGCCAGGGUCCUAUGGGCACAGCCAGGGUCCUAUGGGUCCUCUGGAAGCAAGAAAGGGGGCCAUGGAAGGAACCCAGACAGUUUGGGUUCACUCAGAGAGGACCCAAGUCCCAGUCCCUUCCUUUCAGUCAAAGCACGGAUAUCUUUGCCUCAGGUCACAGGGCACCAGGGGGUCCUGUCAUCAAAGAUGAGAUUCCUGAAUGCUGGUAUUGGCUGGUCCCCUAAGAACAGACGUUGAGGGGUGGAAUGGGGAUUCAUUUGGGUUUCAGAAAAACAGGGGAGUCUGGACAAGAGGGGAUGGGCUACUUGGUAUCCAGACACACGCACUCACACAGGAGCCAACCCUUUGCAACUGAACAAGCAGAGAAACUGAGGCUGGAAAGGCCCCUCCUGCCUGCUGAAGUCACUGGGACCCUGCCACACCUCUCCUCGCCACUGUCACCACUCAGGGCACCACUGUACAGUGCAACAAGUCAGGAGACCUAGGUCCUACUCCUGACACUUGCUAAUUAGCUCUAUGACUCUGGGCAAAUCGCAUAUCUGGGCCUCAGUUUCCUCAUCUGUAAAAAUUACACUUAGCAAACUCGUAAUGCUCAAUAAAUGUUUAAAUAACAACUGAAGGAGGCCUACUGGAUGCCUCUUAAGGUGCCGUGCAGGUAAGAAUUUUAGGAUCAGAGAAUCCUUAGGCAAGAAAAUUCAUGAAACUCCUGAGGCACUGGAGGAGGGGUGAAGCUGAAGGAUGGGAGGGAGGAGAUCCCAGGGUGGGUAUAGGCAGGUGAGGCAGGUAUAUGCGGGUGUAGCAGGUAUAUGCGGGUGUAGUGGGUGUAUGCGGGUAGUGGGUGUAUGCAGGUACAGCAAGUACAUGCGGGUGCAAUGGCUCUGUGGACACACAGGCCCUCCCCUGACUGCCUGUUGUCCCAGCCUGAGUAUCAGUUGUGUUCUGAGGCUUCUAUUCUGCUGCUAUCAGUCAGAAGGAACAAGAAUUGCAGCCCCAGGGUCUAGUGGGAGGACUCAGGUCCAAGACUAGCCUGACCAGGAGAAUAAGAAGAGUGGGGGAAAGUCUGGGGAGCUCAGAAAAGGCACUGCCCCUAGAGGCCCAUGCCCUUUAACAUGGGAGAAGCUGGGGAGGGGGGACCACAUGCAGCUGGAACCUACCCUCCUUUUCUAUGCUUCCCUCCCCAAGUAGGAGUCCAGUCAGGAGUUGUCUCAGCCCUGACAGUUCAGGCAGCAGAUGGAACCCAGGUGUCCCCUCCUGGGGUAGGUGGCAUGGCCCGCGGAGGCCAGAUGGUGUUUGUGGUGGGAAGAGAGGCCUGGGUCGUCCAGAAUAGGUUGUCAACCCCCAACCACCUCCCUACUGUGCACCCUGAGCCUUUUACAGUCUCAUGGUAGGGAAGACACAGCCAAGCCUGCUUUUUAUAAAACCAGUUUAUUCACCUUUUAGAAAAACUAAUUCCAGGAUGGGGAAUGGCCUCCCUAUAGGAUCCCUGUGAGAUCAAGAACAGAAGGCCAGAGGGAGGGGCUUGGGAGGGAAGGAGUGGGGAAGGGGAGGCAUGUUUCCCAUUCUGGGUAGUGGGAAGUCAAAUAAAUUAAAGGAAGAGUGGACAGAGGGAGAGGGUGUCCAGGCAACCAGAGGAGGGCUUGGAGCUGGGCCGGAAGACAGUCAACACCUGCAAGACCUGAAAAGGGCACCCAGUGUGAGCUAAGGACAGAGAGCCCUGCAUGGGGCUCCCUCGUGGCCUCCACCCCUUAACAGGGCCCUGUGGAUCUGAGCUGCCUACUCCUCCUCCAGGUGGGGCCUGGGAGGGAGCAGCUUGGUUCAGGACUUGGUGGUGGGAAGCCCAGUGAAAACAAGGUUGGGGGGUUCUUUUCCCUCACCUGGGGAGUAAGAGAUCACCGUUUUCGAAGCCUCUUCAUGAAGCAGCAAGUGAUGGUACCAAGGACAGUGGCACCAGUGACUAGGGCCACCCCUGUACCCACCAGCAGAGGCACCAACAGGGUGUCCAGGGCUGGGGGAGAGAGUAUGACUGUUCAGAGAGGAUGCCAUCAUCCUCCACCCAUCACACUUGCCUCUACACGUUCCCCAUCAAGUUCUCUGAACCCACCUUCUCCAUUCACAGGCACCCCAUCCCUGCCCACAGCCUGCCCUCUCAGCAUGCAAGUCAGCAUCAACCACAGAGGACCCCAUGCAGCAGCAACUUCAAAACCUCCUGUCUGCCCCUCACUGGGUAUGAUCAUCUUUCUACUUGGGGGCUUGAAUCUCACCCCUCAGCCAUGGGCCUCCUAUCUCUAUACCCAAUUUCUGAGCAGAGAAAACCCAUCAAGGGCAGAGGGGAAAGAAAUGCUAACAAGGCUGCUCACUCUGUGGAAGAUGAGUUCCUUGGAGUCAGAUGAUAGCUCUCUGGUACCCCCUGCGGCCACAGCGCCCACCAGGAUACUGUCCCUCCCAGCUCCCACAGUGGGAUGUGUAAGUGGUACUUACACAGUGUCUGCACGUCCACGUGGGCCAGGACAGCCCUUUUCUCUGCGAUCUGGGCCCAGCUGCCAUCAGGAUCCUGAAUCCACUCAGCGGCAGUGCAGUGGUAGGUGCCUGCGUCCCCUGCCUGGGCACCCCCUACUACCAUGCGGUACCGAUCGGUCCCUUCCUUGCCCAGACGAAGCUCCCCUGCAGCCAGUCGCUCAGCAUAGGGAGCUCCGGCCUCCACGGCCAAGUCUGACCGGAUUCCCACCACUUCCUGCAGAGUUGCUCGCCCAACUGGUGCCUCAGGCACAGAUCGCCCAAAGGACACAGCCAGGUGUGUGUGCUGCUGUGUGCUUGUCCUCGCCAGGCAGCCCAGUGCCAGCUCCUGCCCCUCAUGCACCAUCAGGCGUGGGGGUGAGGUUGGGGCCUGGCGGCCUCGGGGCCCUGGGGGGGCAGCAGACACCUGGAGGGCAUCUGGAAGAACUGGAGAGAACAGCUGGAGUGAGGGAGGGCUGGGAGCUGGCAGCCCUUGUUACUGUUUCCUGUGUACAGCCUAUCUCCCUAAAUAGACUGUGAGCUCUCAGAGGGCAAAGAUUGCAUGUUGUAUUAUUUCCUCUGUAACUCAGUGGUGCCAAGUGCAGUACUGGGCACAGCACAGGCACUCAAUAAAUACUUGUUGAAUUUCAUAGAACCAGCCCAUGUUGGUUCUAUGUUCGAGACUGA